AUGAAAGCGAUCAUUCUGGUGGGUGGCUACGGGACGAGGUUGCGGCCACUGACCAUCGACUGCCCGAAGUCGAUCGUGCCGUUCUGCAACCGGCCCAUGAUGGAGUACCAGAUCGAGGCCUGCGCGGAGGUGGGCGUGAAGGAAGUCAUCUUGGCAAUAAACUACCAACCUGAGGCCAUCACCGCCCACAUCGGCCGGUUGGAGGCCAAGUACGGCCUGCGUAUAUCUGUCUCCCUCGAGAAGGAAGCCCUCGGGACCGCGGGGCCCAUAAAGCUGGCGGCAGAACAGUUGCGGCAGGACAACCCGGAAGGCCUGUUCUUCGUGUUCAACAGCGACAUCAUCUGUGACUUCAACCUCGGCAGGCUGAAGGAGGAGCACCUGAAAUCGGGCGGGGAGGCCACCAUCUACCUGAAGCAGGUGGACAACCCUAGCCGGUUCGGGGUGGUGGUCUGCGACAAGGCGGGCAAAGUGGAUCGCUUCGUGGAAAAGCCGCAGGAGUACGUGGGCGACAGGGUCAACGCAGGCAUCUACUUGCUCAGCACUGCUGUGCUGGACAAGAUCCCCCUGCGCUUCUGCAUGAUCGAGAAGUAGACUUUCCCGUAGCUGGCCUCAGCGGGGCUGCUGCACGGGCGCACGCUCGAGGGGUUCUGGCGGGACAUCGGCCAGCCUGCAGACUUCCUCCUGGGUCAGCGUUAGUACCUGACCUUCCUUGUCAGCAAGAAUAGGCUUGAAAGCACCUGCCUGGUUGAUGCUGCGGCCACUGUCGAGGAGGGCGCAGAGCUGGGGGAGAACGUGGUGGUGGGGCCGGGCUGCGUGGUCCGAAGCGGGGCCAGGCUCUAG
Hippocampus zosterae (dwarf seahorse) is the source of this 840-nucleotide messenger RNA. RefSeq lists its product as uncharacterized. NCBI's taxonomy places the organism in Eukaryota, Metazoa, Chordata, Actinopteri, Syngnathiformes, Syngnathidae. Gene Ontology annotation, biological process: GDP-mannose biosynthetic process; cell wall mannoprotein biosynthetic process. Gene Ontology annotation, molecular function: mannose-1-phosphate guanylyltransferase (GTP) activity; GTP binding. The record is from RefSeq and is a predicted model, not a curated record. Gene Ontology annotation, cellular component: cytoplasm. The transcript has a single exon.